Messenger RNA from Conger conger (European conger), 1580 nucleotides. Its product is annotated as apolipoprotein A-IV-like. Bases 62 to 832 code for a protein of 256 amino acids. Gene Ontology annotation, cellular component: chylomicron; high-density lipoprotein particle; blood microparticle. Gene Ontology annotation, biological process: positive regulation of lipid biosynthetic process; high-density lipoprotein particle assembly; lipoprotein metabolic process. NCBI's taxonomy places the organism in Eukaryota, Metazoa, Chordata, Actinopteri, Anguilliformes, Congridae. The transcript is spliced from 4 exons. The record is from RefSeq and is a predicted model, not a curated record. Gene Ontology annotation, molecular function: phospholipid binding; phosphatidylcholine-sterol O-acyltransferase activator activity; cholesterol binding.
CGAGAAGGACGGACAUGGUACGGAAUCACUGAAACGGCAAAACAGGGUUUGAAUUUCAGCCAUGAAGGUGUUUGUGGUACUUGCUCUAACAAUAUUCAGUGCUUGCCAUGGCAGCAUUCUGUUCACGGCAGAGGGAAAGACGCCUCUGGAGCUGAUGACCGACACGUUCUGGGACUAUGUGUCCGAGGUCACGCGCAUCACAGAAGACACUCUGAAGCUGAUUAAGGAGUCUGAACUGGGCAAGGAAAUCAAUACUCAGAUCACAGAGGGCUCGGACAGCACCAUUGAAUACAGUGAAACGAUGCGCAAGGUUACCCCUCUGACCGACGAGCUUCUGACCAAGCUUGCCAAGGAGGCCGAGCAGCUGAAGGCCUCUCUGGAGAAAGACAUGAACAAAGUGCGGGUCCAGCUGGAGCCCUACGCCGAGGAGCUGAGGACCAACAUUCAGCAGCAGAUGGAGCACCUGAAGCGAGAUAUCGACACCUACAUAGAUGCCCUGGAGCCCGAAACGGUGAAGGCCACCCUGCUCCAGAAGAGCGAGGCGCUGAAGGGGAGCCUGGAGCAGAGCGUGAAGGUCAUGCAGUCCCAGCUGGACCCCCACACCACGCAGCUCUCGGACAGGGUGGACAAGCACCUGCAGGAGUUCAAGAGUGGGGUGGUUCCCCUGGUGGAAAGCUUCCAGAGCCAGCUGACCCAGUCUUCGCAGAAACUACAGCAGGACCUGGCUGCGUACGGCGAGGAACUGCGAACCAAGAUGGAGUCCUUCGGUCAGGACCUGAAGUCCCAGGCGGCUUCGUUCUGGGAGAACCUUACAAAGAACUUUGCUGUCUAAGAGAGUGCUGAGCGUUCUUUCUCUGUGUCUCAUUGUACUUUCCUAACAACACAUUAUGGCGAUACUCUGUUAGGAGGCAGGUGAAGAAAUGUCAACAAGCUUUGUAGUAUAUCAAUGCUCAAGAUUCAACAAGAAUCUGAGAUCGAUUUCUAACUGAAAAUGUGGCAACAAUACAACGCUGUGAAUAUAUAUUGUAUGUAAGCAUUCAUUUUUUCGUAGUGCUAAUUCAGGACUGAACUGGGUAGAGUGAGGUAUCAGAAUCAAAGAUGGAUAAUUGUGAGAAGGUCUUCGAAAAAUUGGAUUUUAUUGAAUAAUAAUGACAAAAGUAUAACAGAAAAAAAAAAUGCUUGGUGGAAAAUAACUUGAUUUCCAGUAAACUCCCUCCAACUUUUAGAAAAAAUGUGAUCAAGAAAAACUUAAAUCAACUUCUCAACAGUCCUCUAUUUGUAUAAAUGUUUUUAAUUCACCGUGUUUGGACAGGCCCACUGACAUUUCAUUCCAAAGCAUACGCACGCACAUAUCCAUCAGUAGUCCCCACGAUACAUAAUUGUGUGCAUCUGGCAGAGGAGUGCUUACAAGCAGCUCUGCAUCAGGUUAUCUUUCUCAAAGGUUCUCUAAAUGGGCAAGAACUGGAUUAUGUUAUGCCUUCUUACCACCAGACCACAUUUUCUCCCAAAUUAUCUUUAAUUAAAUAUUUUGGGCUGCAUCCAUUUUAAGGCAAUGGUACUGAUACUGAUUUUCCUUCCGA